UCACAGAAAUUCUUAGAAAAUCGAGUUCAUUCAGAAAUUGAAAUUCAAUUUGGCAACCGAGAAAAAAUUCACGAACAUUGCAGGUUUUCCGCCCUUUUGUAAAUUUGUUUUUGGAGUUCUUCACCUUUUCUGAAUUGAGCAUCCAAAAAUACUGAGAUGUGACCAGAAACCGUUACUUUAAAGUUUAUAGAUAACUGACCACACUCAUCAGAAUAUUACUCAAAAAUGACAUUGAACAUCCUGUAUCUCGCUUAUGCGUCGAAAACGGGGUAUAUGUCAUAUGGCAAAAGUGAUUCUUCCGGUGUCAUCUACAGACCAUAUAUGUUUGUCCAGUUUAUGAUGAUGAUGAAACACCCAGGAUGCACGCUUUGGAGCGUGCAGGUGUCCAGUUCGCAAGACGUGCAUAUUGACAAACGUCGUAAAAUGGGAUUUUUAUUGCACUUGCAUUAGCCUAGCGAAAUAUUAGACGUAGGUGAAAAAUCCAUUGGAAACAUAGGGAUUAAUGUUAAAUUCGAAUGAGCUGAGAGUCUAGUGGAACAGUGGAAGAAUCGAAACCUCUUUGCGAGUCGAUAACAAACAGAGGACUGGCCUGUUGGAAUGAAUAUAUAUAUAUUCUUUUGAAUGUCAGCAAUACAUUUUUUUUGUUAUUAAAGGUAUGGUAUAAGUUAUAUACAAGGGUUGACGAAGUCACGCAGGAACGUUGGAAUUAGCGGACAGUCAUAAAACGCCAAAUGUUUGAAUUCUGAUAGAAACAUGAAAAAAAAGGGAAGAGCCAUCUAAACCUACCAAUAGGAAUUUUUUUCAUGUGUUUAUGAAACGGAAUGUACACGUAUAUAAAAGGAGAAAUUCGCAAAACUUUUUCAUUUCUCGUUCGAAUAUUCAAGUGUGAUAUACGAAAUAAAACUUGGUGAAGAUGUAUUUUCUUGUGAAAUUUGACGACGGUGUUCAAUACAUUUGUGAUGAAAAGAAAAUAUCGAAUAGGGAUGGAGAGAAGUGUAAUGUGAAAUACCGAAAUGGUGCUCGAUAUCCCGCCAAAAUUUUAGCUUCAAAUGAUGAUCUCAAUUGCCUUGAGCACUUGAUGAAUAAAGAGGACACUUCUGAGAAUGAAGUGGAAAAUUUGUCCCGUGAAGAGGAAACAAUUUCGAGCCUUUUACCACUGACGGAGUUCAACUCUGAUGAUAAUCCUGCUUAUGCCAACGCAAACAAUGGUCGAAAAAAUCCGAUUGUUCUUAUAAGUGAUGAAUACAUACUACUUGACAUUUCAACUACAAAUGCAGAAAAUGUAUCUGAAGUAAAACCAUCUCAUUGGUACCCCAAUGAAAAUACUUCUGGACAAUGCAAAUCAUCAUCAAGCAGUAAUGAAUCGGAGAAUGCUGGUGCAUUACCUACACAGGACAGCUCAAGCGGUGAAUCACCGCAUCGAUACCCGAGCGAAAAUACUUCUGGACAAUGCGAGUUACCAUCAACCACUAAUGAAUUGGAGAAUGGUGCAUUAAAUACACAGGACAACUCUAGCGAUGAUGAUUUCGCGGAUACGUUUGGAGAUGACACUCAUGAAGAUAGUGAGUACCUAGGUUCGCUAUCUGAUUCAUCUUCUUCGAGUUCUGAAUUUGAGAAGGACUCUUCUACACCGAAACGUAAAGAGAAUUCUACAAAUGUUAGAACAACUCCCAACGAUGACACCAGACGUUCCUUGGAAAUAUCGUUGACGGCCAAUGAAUAUGGAAAAUCGUCAAAGGAUGAUAAUGAUAUGUUCGUUCGUACUAGUGAAGCUACAAGAAAUCCUAAAAAUAAAAAGCUCUAUUGUAUGUUUUGUGGAAAAUUCCAAAGUAAAUUCGCUAGGCACAUUGAAUUGGUGCAUUCGAAUGAGACAGAGGUUAAAAAAUUUAUAAAUUUGAAGAAAGGUUGUACUGAGAGGAGAAAUAUCAUCGAGACCAUAAGAAAAAGAUCUCAAUUUUUUUACAAUACAAACCACAACGUCAACGAUGGUGAAUUGAUAGUAAGUCGAAGGCCUGGUAAGAAAUUGAACAAGACAGCAUCAGAUUAUAUUGCAUGUCAGAAUUGUAAGGGUUUCUACACGAAGAACAAUAUUAGACAUCAUGCAAAAAAAUGUUUCAACUAUGAUGGCUCCAGAAGCCGAACAGUUAUGGUGAUGGGGCGAAAGGUAUUAGGAAGAAUCCAUUCCGAUGCAUCCGAUAUCUUGCGAAAAGCUAUAUUUCCUGUUCUAAGAGAGGAUGAUGUUAUCAAGUCUAUCCGAUAUGAUAGACUUAUAAUUCUGUAUGGAAAUAAAAUGUGCUGCAAGUAUCGCUUGCAACACCAGCACGAUAUGAUAAGGGCACAAUUGAGACUCUUAGGAAGAUUCCUAAUCAGCUUGAAGUCCAUUAAUAGAGAAAUAGUGGAACUGGAGGAUUUAUAUGUUCCAAAUCAUUUUGAUGAUGCUAUUUCGGCCAUAAAUAUUGUAGCCGGUUUGGACCCGAACACCCUUAUGUAUAGGGCACCAUCAACGGCGUAUACUCUUGGCUCUUUAAUUAAAAAAUGUGGAAACAUUCAUGUAAGUGAAUGCAUUAAAAAAAAGGAAACUGAGAAGAAACAAAAUGCGGAAGAUUUCCUUAAACUACUGGCCGAGGAUAUUGGAGUGACAGUGAAUAAAACUGUAGAGGAAACACAGACAAGAAAUGCGAGGAGGAAAGUCUUUGAAAUGCCUUCAACGGAAGACAUUAAAACUUUUAAUACUUAUUUGAGAGAAAGGAGGCAACUCGCUCUCAAUGAAUUACAGACAAAAUUCAGCCCGGACUCUUGGUUGGCACUGGCAGAGUCAACUCUAACUUCGGUUCAUGUGUUCAACCGCCGUAGAGCAGGUGAAAUAGAACGCAUAUUUAUAGAAGAUUUCAGGAGUUAUGCUCAAAUAAGUCCUUAUGAGUUGAAGAGUUUGCCUUCUGAUGCUCGAAAGUUAGCUAAAACUUAUGUUCGGUUUGUAAUUCGCGGCAAACUCAACCGAACAGUGCCUGUACUCUUAUCUCGCGAAUUAGUGAAGUGCAUUGAAAGUAUAAUCGAACAUAGAGAUGAGAUGGGGGUCCAUCGAGAAAACAGGUACGUUUUUGGUAUCCCUGGUUUCGAGAGAAGUAGACAUAAGUAUCUACGUGCUUGUGUUCUGAUGCGGAAAUUCGCAGAGGCUUCUGGGGCAUGUUUUCCAAGUAGUUUGCGAGGAACGAAACUGAGGAAACACAUUGCCACCAACUGUAUCAAUCUCGACCUCUCUGAAACUGAAGUCACAGAUGUGGCUAACUUCAUGGGACACAGUAGCAAAAUUCACAAAGAACACUAUCGUCAACCUAUAGCUAGUAGGGAGAUAUUGAGAAUAUCUAGAAUUUUAGAAUUGGCACAAGGUGGCAACGACUCUGAAUCAGAUAAGGAAGACUGGAAUGAUGAAGAAAGGGGCAAUCGAGAAGUUUCUGAUGAAUUAUCGGCUGUGAUUAAUCAGCCAUCGUCGACAUUUUCUUCAGAAUCGAGUGGGAUUGCCGAAUCUGAGAAUUCUUGCAGAAAUGCUGAAAGAAAAAGAUUACUUUCUGAUGAAUUAUCGCCGACACAGCCAUCGACGUCUUUUUCAGGCCAGACUGUGAUAAACGACAGUAGGAAUGCCAAAAAGAAAAGAUCAACAUCUCCCUUCGGCCUCGUGAAAAAAAAGAAGAGAUGGACUGAAGAAGAAACGAGAGUGGCAAAUAUGCUGUUCGAAGAUGCUAUCAGAACGGAGAUAUAUCCAUCGCUGAAAGCUAUACAAGAAUUGAAGCAACGAUAUCCAUGCCUGAAAGAUAGGAAUGCGAAUGUAAUCAAAACGUGGAUAUCAAACAAGAUCAAGAUCAAAAGAGCAAGGCAAUCCAAUUGAAAAAGGAAAUGUGAAGAGGAAGUUUGAAUAUCUGAUUCAAUCAUGUUAUUUUAUGAGAAUGUUUUCAUUUAAUGCAAUUGUAAUUUAAUUUUCAUAUUAAAGUUUAAUUCAGUUUUC
Coccinella septempunctata (seven-spotted ladybird) is the source of this 4000-nucleotide messenger RNA. RefSeq lists its product as uncharacterized. Gene Ontology annotation, molecular function: DNA binding. The transcript has 8 exons. Lineage: Eukaryota; Metazoa; Arthropoda; Insecta; Coleoptera; Coccinellidae. The record is from RefSeq and is a predicted model, not a curated record. The coding region runs from base 914 to 3883 and encodes 989 amino acids. Gene Ontology annotation, biological process: DNA recombination; DNA integration.